CUAACUAUAGUACACUCUACUCAUAUUACAAAGCUGUUUCUAGUGCUUUUGGUUUUGCCUCUUAAGGAGUGUGCAUAAUGUGUAUGCACUUCUUUAUUUUUUGACAGGGUGAGUCUCUGGCAGUUUAGACAAAACAUGCAGUGCUACGAAAUCCUGGUUCAGUUCUUCAGCUGUUUACUAGCCUUUGGAGGAGCUCUGUAUUUCUACAGACAGACUUCAGUCCAGACCCCUUAUGGACGCUAUGUCGAUUUAUUCAAGAGACCAGUGAUGGUCCUGGCUAAGCUAGCCUGGCUUUCACAGGAGCUUCCUUCAUUCCUUGUGCCUUUCUUAUUAUGGUAUAAGGCAGAUGGGCAACUCAGCAUAGUCAAGACGGUGCUCCUGAUGAUGUUCUGCGCACACUAUUUUCAAAGGACUUUCAUCUAUGCUCUGUUGACCAGAGGCCGGCCCUCUCCCCUUCAAAUCGUGAUAUUUGCAAUGAUCUUUUGCACGAUCAAUGGCUUCUUUCAGGGAUACUACAUGGUCUACUGUGCCGAGUAUGAUGACGCCUGGCUCACUGACAUCAGGUUAAUCCUAGGUGGGAUUAUGUUUUUGCUUGGAAUGGCUAUCAAUAUCCAUAGCGACGAUAUACUACGGAACUUGAGAAAACCAGGCGAGAUAAAUUACAAAAUACCCAGAGGAGGAAUGUUUGAGUAUGUCUCUGGUGCCAAUUUCCUUGGGGAGAUCAUAGAGUGGUUUGGCUAUGCACUGGCCACUUGGUCUUUGCCGGCACUUUCUUUUGCCUUCUUCACCCUGUGCUCAAUUGGACCACGAGCCUACCACCAUCACAGGUACUAUCUGGAGAAAUUUGAAGAUUAUCCAAAAUCAAGAAAAGCUCUGAUACCGUUUGUGUUUUAAAAAAGGAAAAAGAAAAUGUACUUCCUUACACUUACUGCCUUGAAGGGCACUGCAAAGAAACGACCUAGCUCAGUGUAAAGUAAGGAAGAGGAUGACUUGACCAAGGAAGUAAAACACUAACUGAAAGCAUGGCUCACAAGCAAAGAUUUCUUUAAGUGUAGUAUCAUAAAUAAUGUUUUAAAAUCAACAUAUGUUUACUAUAAUGUGUAUCUAUCAAAACUGCAUAUUUGAGAUGUAUAUGACGAAUAGAAAUAAAGUAUGACAACUUUCAUUUUGUCAGUGAUGUUGUGGAAAACUUGGCUGUGUCAGUAAUCGCUGUCAAUACUGGUAUGCUCUCUUUUGACCCUAAAGUACAUAGAGCUAACAACAAUUCCUGUAACACUUAUCUAAUAUGUCUUACCAUCAUUUCAUAGAUCUCACAUGAUGGGGUGCAGUCAAUAUUGAAAAUAUGUUAGUACAGCUAUGACCAGAACUUUAACAUCACCCUAUAUUAUUAUUAUUAUUAUUAUUAUUAUUAUUAUUAUUAUUAUUAUUAUUAUUAUUAUUAUUAUUUAUUUCUGAGCAGACACCCUUAUCCAGGGCGACUUACAAUUCUUUCAAGAUAUCACAUUAUUUUUACAUACAAUUACCCAUUUAUACAGUUGGGUUUUUACUGUAGCAAUCUAGGUAAAGUACCUUGCUCAAGGGUACAGCAGCAGUGCCCCCCACCUGGGAUUGAACCCAUGACCACACUGCUGCCCUAAUAUAAUUAACCAGCUUUGCUUCAUAAAGUCAAUGGAACCUGCUGAAUAAUGUUACGUUAACAUAUUUUAUUACAACCACUUUGUAGUUUUCCAUAUAGUUAACAAAAAACUGACAACAAUUGAAAUAAUGUGACAUUUUGAAUUCAAAAUCUAACAUGAGAUACUCUACUACUAUUGUGGGAUCUGGUAGACUUUUGCAAUAUCAUUUUGUAGUUUCUGUGAUUACAUGAUGUUAAAUAAAAGAUCUAAAUUAUGUUUAUAUAGUUUUGUCUCAAUCCUAAGGUAAUGCUAAACUUGUAUCCAUAGCUGUACUGAAAAGCAGGAGCACCAGCAUUCUAUUUGCAUGGCAUUUACAAGGUCAAGGUGUAAUAACAAAUAUUUUUUAGUUGAUUGUGAUUCUCUGGUAUUUGUCCAAUAGGGUUUGGUGCCUUCAUUCUACUGUGAUUGUUUCUACUUCACCCAAGCAACUUCACACAAGAAGCAAUGUGUAAAUGACCAAUUGAACAACUGCAAAGUCAUUAAUAACACUUUAAAGUGGAGUAGAAAAUCAGAAUGUCGGUUAAAAUGCUGCAAUCCAGCAUACUGCAUGCUUAGAAAUACAGAUCACUAAAACAUUUCCAUUAAGAUAGUCCUUAUCCAUAGCCAUGCAAUACUGACAAGGAUUAUUCUGCAAAGUACAGCUUGAUACACUGAACUUCAGUAAGACUUCAAGAAGGACGUACCUACAAAGUGUGUCUAUUCCUUUAGUGGCUGUUUCUCACUGUCUAAAUAGGAAAAUGGAAAUAGUCUUUGAAAACUUUCCUUUUAGUGAAGGCAUUGCUCAGCCUGACACUUUAUCUUUGAUUUGUAUUUUUGGAUAAACCUUUUGUUUGGCCCUGUGCCUAUUUGUUUUGUGUUUCUGUUUUCUUUUUGUUUAAUAAACAUGCGCCCCAGCGCUUAAAACCUGCA
Acipenser ruthenus (sterlet) is the source of this 2585-nucleotide messenger RNA. RefSeq names its product steroid-5-alpha-reductase, alpha polypeptide 2a (gene srd5a2a). Gene Ontology annotation, biological process: steroid biosynthetic process. NCBI's taxonomy places the organism in Eukaryota, Metazoa, Chordata, Actinopteri, Acipenseriformes, Acipenseridae. The coding region runs from base 136 to 894 and encodes 252 amino acids. The transcript is spliced from 5 exons. Gene Ontology annotation, cellular component: membrane. Gene Ontology annotation, molecular function: 3-oxo-5-alpha-steroid 4-dehydrogenase activity. The record is from RefSeq and is a predicted model, not a curated record.